Aspergillus calidoustus is the source of this 513-nucleotide messenger RNA. The record is from the annotation of a GenBank genome assembly. Lineage: Eukaryota; Fungi; Ascomycota; Eurotiomycetes; Eurotiales; Aspergillaceae.
AUGGCACCGGUCAAGAAACAGAAAACCCGUGCAAGGCCCGCCGCCGGAAACGGCUCCCUUUCCACAAAGUCACUUUUUGACGACGAUUUUCGGACUAGCAAGAAAGACAAGCGCACCAUCAAACACGCCAGUUUCGUGUCGAAAAUUGAAAAAGGUUCGGCCAAAUCAACCAAGCGGCGCCGAGCGUCCAAAAAACUCGUCGCGAGCCUUGAAUCACUAGCCGAUGCCUUGCCUGACGCCGAGACAGAGCUGAAUGAUCCGAGUCAAGUCAAUAUAAUCAAACAGAAGACGCUUAAACACAAACCAGGCGCGCUAAAGCGCAAGGAAAAGUUGGAGAAAUCAGAGCGUGAUCGUUUCGCGAAGAAUAUGGCACAAAUGUCGAAUAUUCCUGCAGCGACUCAGCCGAAUUCCGAGCCCGACGCUGGGAACUCAGUAUCAAAUCGCUGGGCGGCGCUCCGUGGCUUCAUAUCGCAGACUAUGGAACAACAGCCCGCUUUCAAGACAAACAAGUGA